AGCAGAACAAGGUGUUUGUCCCACCGGCGUUUUAUUUAGCAGCAGAAGGUCGAGCAGAGACAGGCGGCGAAAUUUGGCACAAAAAAAACCCAAAGCUAAAGAAGAAAUUAUCGCCAAUAAAUCUGCUGUAUGUGUUGAUGGGUACAAUGUCAGGGCGUUCGUAGUGACGUUUUUGCUUUAUGUCGCGUAAAUUGGGACUCUUACGAAAGCUUGCUAGCUGGCUAAUGUUAGCUAGCGGUUAGCUAGCGUCACUAGUUACGUUGACAGCUAGCAAGCGAGUGCUAUUUUUUGACACGUAUUACUUCUUGACUUUUUCUCGCUUCAGGCUUUUUUUUUUAAAUUCCGAUUUCGGCUGAAGUUGUGUUCCAGUGAGAGCGAGUGUCUGCUGCCUUCAUGGCAACCACGGCUAGUGCCCGGAGGUUGCCCAUGGGUGUGCGGACUUUCAGCGACUAUCUCCAGCUUGCUAUCGUAGGUUCUCCUCGGUCGUGCCGGGCGGCGGUGCCUCGAGUGUGCAGCCGGCAAAACAUCAGACAUUUGUCCUCCUGUGGCAUCCUGAUGACCCGAUCGCCCAGAACGGCGCUGUGCCUCCACGACUGGGACGCGGCCAUGGCGAGUCUCCCCCAAAGCAGGAACUUCAUCAGCCUCACCAACAAGAGGAAGGAGUACUCGGAGCGCAGGAUACUUGGGUAUUCCAUGCUGGAGAUGUACGACGUGGUGGCCAACGUGGACGACUACAAGCACUUUGUUCCGUGGUGCAAGAAGUCUGUGACGGUGGCCAAGCGCGCGGGUCACUGCAAGGCCCAGCUGGAGGUGGGCUUCCCGCCCGUGGUGGAGCGCUACACCUCCAUGAUCACCAGCGUCAGGCCUCACCUGGUCAAGGCCGUUUGCACGGACGGGAAGCUCUUCAACCACCUGGAGACCAUCUGGCGCUUCAGUCCCGGCAUUCCCGGCUACCCUCGCACCUGCACUGUGGACUUUUCCAUCUCCUUCGAGUUCCGCUCGCUGCUGCACUCCCAGCUGGCCACCAUGUUCUUCGACGAGGUGGUCAAGCAGAACGUGGCCGCCUUCGAGCGCCGCGCCUGCAAGCUCUACGGCCCCGAGACCCGAAUCCCAAGAGAGCUCAUGUUCCACGAGGUCCACCAGACGUGACGUCUCCGCGCCACCGCCCGCCUCGCCCAGGCCUUAAAGUCCCGCCUCAUCCCGCAUGAUGCUUGAAUGACAGCGCCCCCCUCCCCCACCUCCAGUCUACCUCCACUCAUGUAGAAAAACCACAAACACUAGAAGAAGAAAAAUAAACCGCACGGUGACGAAGAACAAAACCUGCUUUUAUUUUGAAAGACUUAUUGUGAAGGAGAGGAAGCAGCAUCCUUGACUGAUUAGAAACAACGCUUUGAUGCAUUUAUUUUUCAUUUAUGUUGUCACUUGCUUUUUUGGGGGAUUUAAUGUGCCAUCUUUAGCUUCAAAUGUAUUCUUUCAUGAGACAAAGUCUUUCUUUGCCUGCUGUCAUGUUGGAGUGUGCAGUUAGUUGACACUUUUUAAAGCUGCACAAAAAAAAUCAGUUUGCACAUGUGGAGGUCAUAGCUUGGUGGACUACUGUUGUUUUUUUCUUUUUUUUUUCUAAUGCGGUAUUGCACUACUGUCCAGUUUUUUCCCUUUUAUCCAUGGGGGAAAAACAUUUUUAUUGUAUAAAUAAAAGCUGUUUUUUCAGCCCCCCCCAAGUUACACAACUUCCCCCAAAUUUACCCCCCCCCCCCCCCCCCCCCCCUUAUUUAAAAAAACAAUUUGUUUUGGAUGAAAAGAAAAAAACACAGAAACUGUCUUUUCUUGAUCCCCAAAACAAAGUAAAUAUUUUGGGUUUUGCCUAAUCAAUAUAUUUUAAAUAAGAUUUUAGACAACAAACCCCCCCAAAUUUGACUAUUAAAAAAAAAAUGUAAACAAUAUUUUGGAUGAAAAGAAAAACACAAAUAUUGACUAUCCUCAACAAAGUGAUAUUUUGGGUUUUGCCAAAUUUUUUUAAGAUUUGACUGUUUUAAAAAGUAAAAAAAAAAAACAAAUUUGACUUGUUUCUUUUAUUUACAUUUUUUUUUGAUGAUUGGAUAAAAAGUAAGUUUUAUUUAGAGACAGUUAACUUUUUAUGGGGGGGGGAGAAGGGAACAAAACCUUAAAGCCAAUUUAAAAAAAAAAGACUUUUUCAAAAUAAACCAAACGUACUGUUGGGCUACAAAAUAAAUGCUUGAUGUACCAUGAUGUGUUUUUUUGCUUUUAUUUAUGCACAUUAUGUAUGGACGCAAGUAGAAUUUGUUUUGAAUUGCUACCAAACGACAGUUUUUUGUUUUUUUUCGGCGUGGGGUGUUAUGCUGACGUGGCAAAGUAAAUCAUUGAGUCAAGUGGGUCAAAGGUGAACCAAUCAGCAGUGUUAAUACAGUAAGAUGUAUACACACACACAUAUAAAUAUAUAUUUUUUGGUUUGCUUUCCAGAGAUGUUUACUUUGCUAGAGGACAUAUAUUCCAAAAUAACUUAGUGUAUUAUGUCAUGUUAUUACAUACUCUAUAAUGUCCAAGUCAUGUUGUACACAAAAGAUUCAGAUUCAGCUUGAAAGCGUAUCUUGGGAUCCAAUCAUGAUUUUUAACAAAUAAAAAAAAGCUACAUAUUUUCCACGAGUGAU
Molecule: messenger RNA, 2666 nt
Organism: Dunckerocampus dactyliophorus (ringed pipefish)
Lineage: Eukaryota; Metazoa; Chordata; Actinopteri; Syngnathiformes; Syngnathidae
Gene: coq10a
Product: coenzyme Q10A
Exons: 5
Coding region: 394-1149 (251 amino acids)
Biological process (GO): ubiquinone biosynthetic process; cellular respiration
Cellular component (GO): mitochondrion
Molecular function (GO): ubiquinone binding
Source: RefSeq, a predicted model, not a curated record